ACAUCUGACUGUGUGGGGAAGAGUCUCGCGUGACUACCGAGUACAGGAUAAGGCAGUUAACACUUGCUCCUCAAGCGGAAGGAUUCUUCCACAAUGCCAGUGUUGCUUCUGAUGCCAUUGCUGUUGGCUACUUGCCAUAUUUUACCGGCGGUGUCCAAUACUGACCGGAACAGACCAGAUGGAGUCCCCACUUUCACUGCGUCACAGAAGAUGAUGAUAUAUUCCCGGGCCGAGAUGCGUCUCCAGGAGGAGCUGAGGGAGGAGGGCAACUUCAGAUCAUCAGAUUUGAAAUUCUCGAAGCCAGGUUCAACUGCUGACCAACAUAACAAGUUCACGUUUACUGCAUCAGAGAGCGUUAAGCGAGGAAGGCAACAUCGUCUUCACCUGCUGCAGGUUCAAGAGUUGGUGGAGGAGGGAAAAGUACAAAAGGCGGACAUACCGGAGCUGCUUGCAAGAGGUUUGGGCCCAGAGAUUACAUGCACAAGUAAUCUUGCUUGUAACAGUUCCUACGAGUUCCGGACACCUGACGGCAGCUGUAACAACCUUAAGCAUCCUACGUGGGGGAUGACGCUCACACCGAUGAGGCGGUGGCUGGACCAGGAAUAUGAUGAUGGAAUUUCCUCUCCAAGAGUUAACGCAAUUGGAGGAGGGGACUUGCCCAGUGCCCGCCUGGUCAGCACGACCGUUCACACCCCGUCAACUGAAGCUGACCUUCACGUCAACUACACCCACAUGCUGAUGCAGUGGGGUCAGUUCCUGGAUCACGACAUCACCAGCACACCGACACAACAGCUGGAAGUGACGGAGGACGAUGGAUCUACUACAACUGCAGCGACACUUGAUUGCUGUGGAUCUCAACAGUCUAACAGACCUCAAUGCUUUUCAAUUGAAAUCCCAGAGCGAGACCGACACUUCAGUUCUAACUGUAUGAACUUUGUGCGUUCUGUUCAAGUGGAAAACUCCAAGUGUCAAGCAGCUCCCGUGGAACAGCUGAACCAGAUCACAGCCUACAUAGAUGCUUCAAAUGUGUAUGGGUCGUCACUGGAAGAACAGAACAAACUACGGUCAUUUGUUGACGGAUUACUGAAAACAAUUGAAAACCAUCUGCCUGAAGCCGAAGUUGGUGGAGAUGAAUGUACAACACCAGACAGCCCCAGUUAUUGCUUUUUGGCAGGUGACCACCGUGUAAAUGAGAACCCCAUUCUACAGAGCAUGCACACCAUAUUCAUGAGGGAACACAACCGUAUUGCAAGGAGGCUGAAGCAACUGAACUGUCACUGGGGGGAUGAAAGAACCUUCCAGGAAGCCAGGAAAGUAGUUGGAGCUAUUAUGCAGGAAAUCACAUACGACGAAUACCUACCAAUCAUCCUCGGCCCAACAACCAUGAAUGACUAUGGACUGACUCUAGGCUCUGGCACGGCGUACGCUAAUGUCUAUAGCACAACAACAGACGCCAGCAUCAGGAACGCCUUUGCAGCAGCAGUCUUCAGAAUGGGACACUCCAUGAUCCGAAGCUUCAUGAGCAGUUUCAACGUGGCCUAUGCCAAUGUUGGUCAAGACAGACUUAGUGAUACUUUCGGAAACACCAACCUGAUACUGAGUGCAACAAACAGACACGUUGGCCAUUACUGCAGAGGUCUGGUCGAGGACUGCGUCCAGUCAGUGGACAGCAAACUGUCACAGGAGGUAACUGACCAUCUCUUCCCUGAUGCUGAUGGAAAUAGUCUUGAUCUGGCCGCUCUCAACAUUCAGAGAGGAAGGGACCAUGGUCUGCCUCCCUACACUCACUGGAGGCGUUUUUGUGGUGUUCCUGAUGUGACCUCUAUCGCAGAUCUUGUAUCGACGCACACUGCAGCGUCUGUUUCACAACUUGCGACUGUAUAUGCAGAUGUGAACGACAUUGACCUGUUCACUGGAGGACUGUCAGAGAUGCCAGUAGCAGGUGGACUUGUUGGACCGACCUUUGCUUGUCUGCUGGGAAAACAGUUCGAGGCUCUCAAGAAAGGAGACCGAUUCUGGCAUGAGGAAGACAACGACUUCGUGAAAUUUACCCCAGCUCAGCUGGAGCAGAUCAGGAAAUCGAGCCUGUCCCGUGUCGUGUGUGACAACACAAACACAAACAGCAUACAAUCAAACGCAUUUGUCAAGGAUUCAGUGGUCUCGUGUAGUUCUCUGGAUGAAAUUGACCUGACUCCAUGGAAGGAGGUCCAAGGCACAUGGUCGGGUUGGACUUCCUGGGGACCAUGCAGUGGUGGUAUCCAAAGACGCAGCCGCAUAUGUGGCCCUUGUAACUGUGGCUGUGAAGGCCCCAACGUAGACUUCAGGUUGUGCACGGCUGUAGUGGACGGGUAUGGGUGGACUAAAUGGGGCAAAUGGGGAGGCUGUAACAAAGAGAUAAGAACUCGAACUAGGGAUUGUCUUUGUCCCGGGGUCGGCUUGCAGUCAAUCAGCUGCAAAAUUUCGAUCGAGGAUGCUUUGCUCCAAGAAGCAAAAUCGAAAAAUCCUUAAGAUAAAUGAUCACGAAACAUAGCUCAGUAUGUUCAAAGGUACCCAAUAGUAUCCCAGCAGGUACCAAAUAGUAUUAAACCUACGAAGAUGUGUUCACUUGUAAUAUCGUAGGAUCCAUAACCACUAUUGUAAUGCUUGUAUCAUGAAUCAAAAGGGUUCACACUGCUCUGCACAGCUCCCUCCGUUCAGACAACAAUCAUUUGACCUCUUCGGACAUUGAAAACGACGUUAAUCCUAACCUAAGCCAGAGACUGUCAUGAUUUUCAUGAUUUUCCAAGAAACGAAAACAAGACUUAUGCAUAUUGAAAGAAUGAUAUUAUGAAAUCAAAUAUAACAAACCAUGUUUCUCAAGCCUGAAUCUAUUGACUUGAGAAUAAGGCUUUACUGACAACUACAAUAACAUUUCAUCACAAUGACAAUAAAAUAAAAUGAUUUCAUCACAAUGA
Molecule: messenger RNA, 2954 nt
Organism: Haliotis rubra (blacklip abalone)
Lineage: Eukaryota; Metazoa; Mollusca; Gastropoda; Lepetellida; Haliotidae
Product: myeloperoxidase-like
Exons: 14
Coding region: 94-2508 (804 amino acids)
Biological process (GO): response to oxidative stress
Molecular function (GO): peroxidase activity; heme binding
Source: RefSeq, a predicted model, not a curated record